AUGGCUUCGCCCGUAACCCUAGACUCGUUUCUUCAAUGGGAUCCAGCACAGGUGGCUUCGUUCAUCAACUCUGUAGUACCUGACGAUGGCCGAUCCGUCGGUCUUGCAUUUCUAGACAACAACAUCGAAGGAUCGUUGCUUCCGUUCUUGACAACUGAACAUCUCCGAGAGCUAGGCAUUCUCAAAUUACAUACUAGACUCACGAUAAAGCGAGCCAUAAACGAUUUGAUUUGCCAGCAUUACCUGAAAAACCCCCCGCAAUCACUAAAUGAUCCAGAAUACAAACUCAACAACAUCAACAUCAACAAUAACCAUAUCAGCCUCGAGUCUCUUCAACUUUCCACCGUUUUAAUAAAAGACAUGAUUAAGAAAGUGGGAGUUUUUGCCAAACAACAGGCACUUUCUGAAAUGUCAUCGCCUGGCUCUCCGGGCCAGAUUGAAAUGAAAAAACUCCACGAUAACUUCAACAAACUCAAGACUGACUUGAUCCCCGUGAUACGAUUGUUGAAAGACUCGAAGCCUCUUCCCACUCCCGUCUUGGAUUCGCCUACUACUAGUUAUAUGAGUAGCAAUUCAGACCAUGACGACAGCACUCUUUCAAACUCAAAUGCCAACACUUUGGCACUCAGAAACGUAGCCGCUUUGAAUACGGUUGCGAACAGAAACUCAAACGCAACAAACUUAACAAAUUUGCCCAGUCCUACUUACUCCAAGAGAUUCUCUUCUGGUUCCAUCUUAUCUUUGGGAACAGGCAAAGUAGUACAACAGGCUGUUCCCAAACUCGAACCCAGAUUAAAUAAUGACUUCCAUUUGCAGACCAUCCCUCAGAGUUUGUCUAAUAGAAGUAUCAGUGAGUCACACGUAGAAACUUUUGCCUCUUCACAAGCAAGACCUCGUUUAGUAGAAACCAAAUCUUCUGGAGCUACGCCAACAACAGCCAAUGCAUCCAAGGCAAUUGGUAACGGAUCAGUGCCUGGAGCAACUGUUCUCAAGCCAACACUAAAACUGUAUGGAAGCAACCAGCAAAUCGGUCAACAACCUAAGCCAUCUUCUGCUCCUGCUGCCAAUGAGCCUCUAAAGCAGCUCAGAGCUUCUACAGACGAUUCCUGUCUCAAGAUCUUGCAACAGGCAAUGAAAAGACAUCAUAUUCCACGUGACGACUGGUCCAAGUACGUCUUGGUCAUUUGCUAUGGUGAUAAGGAGAGAAUCCUCAAACUUGGCGAAAAGCCUGUCGUUGUCUUUAAGGAACUCCAGGAGUUGGGCAAACAUCCAGCCAUCAUGUUGAGACAGUUAGCUCCUACAGUAGAAGACGAUAAUAAUAUAGAAUACGUAGACUCUCGGAUCGGUGACGAUAUUCCGGGAGGGACGCUAUAG
Molecule: messenger RNA, 1374 nt
Organism: Scheffersomyces stipitis CBS 6054
Lineage: Eukaryota; Fungi; Ascomycota; Pichiomycetes; Serinales; Debaryomycetaceae
Gene: STE50
Product: Ste50p
Exons: 1
Coding region: 1-1374 (457 amino acids)
Biological process (GO): signal transduction
Molecular function (GO): protein binding
Source: RefSeq, a predicted model, not a curated record